UCUGAUUUUUAUAUCCUUUGCAAGAUAAGACUCGAUCCUAUCGAGGUGUACUUUGUCAUCAAGCGUGCAACUGCAAGAUCCCCCGCUAGAUAAGGAUAAGCGAUACGGUGAGCGUGAGGGUCGUGGAUCGAGAAUGGCGAGGGCGCACGCCGUGGUGGUGCCCUACCCGGGCUCCGGCAACAUCAACCCGGCGCUGCAGCUCGCCAAACUGCUCCACCGCCACGGCGUCUACAUCACCUUCGUCAACACCGAGCACAACCACCGCCGCGUGCAGGACACCGAGGGCGCCGGCGCCGUGCGGGGGCGCGAGGGCUUCCGCUUCGAGGCGAUCCCCGACGGCCUGUCCGAGGCCGACCGCGGCAAGCAGGACUACGGCCGCGGCCUGUCCGUGUCCAUGAGCACGCGCUGCGCGGCGCCGCUUAGGGACCUCAUCGCGCGGCUCAACGGCACGCCCGGCGUGCCGCCGGUCUCGUGCGUGCUGCCCACGAUGCUGAUGAGCUUCGCGCUGGGCGUGGCGCGGGAGCUCGGGAUCCCGACCCUGGCGUUCUGGACUGGAAGCGCCGCCGCGCUGAUGACCCACAUGAGGCUCCGGGAGCUCGAGGAACGAGGAUACGUGCCACUCAAGGAUCAGAGCUUCUUGACGAACGGCUACCUCGAGAAGACGGUCAUCGACUGGAUCCCCGGCAUGCCGCCGAUCCGCCUCGGUGACUUCUCCAGCUUCCUCCGCACCACCGACCCGAACGAUUUCGGCCUCCGCUUCAACGAAUCAGAGGCCAACAAGUGCACCCAGGCCGGCGCCCUCAUCCUCAACACCUUCGACGGCCUCGAGGCCGACGUCCUCGCCGCGCUCCGAGCCGAGUACCCGCGCAUCUACACCAUCGGGCCUCUAGGCUCCAUGCUCCGGCGUGGUGCCACUGCCGCCGCCGGUGAAGACGAUGGCGAAUCGACCGGGCUAAGCCUGUGGAAGCAGGACACCGAGUGCCUGGCGUGGCUGGACACGCAGGAGCCGCGCUCCGUCGUGUACGUCAACUUCGGCAGCCACACUGUGCUGACGCCGGAGCAGCUGGCCGAGUUCGCGUGGGGCCUCGCGGCGAGCGGCCACGUGAUCCUAUGGUGCAUCAGGGACAACCUUCUCCGCGGCGGCGGCGGCGGCAUGGCCGUGCUGCCGCCGGAGUUCACGGCCGAGACGGCGGGUAGGUGCCGCGUGACCCCGUGGUGCCCGCAGGAGCAGGUGCUGCGGCACCCGGCCGUGGGGUGCUUCCUGACGCACAGCGGGUGGAACUCGACGUGCGAGACCGUGGCCGCCGGCGUGCCGAUGGUGUGCUGGCCGGGGUUCUCGGACCAGUACACCAACUGCAAGUACUCCUGCGAGGUGUGGGGUGUCGGCGUCCGGCUGGACGCCGAGGUCAGGAGGGAGCAGGUCGCCAUGCACGUCAGGGAGGUGAUGGGGAGCGAGGAGAUGCAGAGGAACGCGGCCAAGUGGAAGGAGGAGGCGGAGGCGGCGACCGGCCCCGGCGGGUCGUCGUUUGAGAAUCUACUGAGCAUGGUGAGAGCGCUCAGUAACCCACCCAACUCAGAAGACUGAUGAGCUCAAGGAUCAGUACUAAUUACAGAUUUACACUUCGACUGAAACACAAGCCUAAAGUGUUGGCUUUGUCAGUAAAAGUGUUACUCUGUUGCCUCAAAUAAAAUUGGCAUGCUUCUGUUGGUCGAUUUUCCACAAUGUUGGGUUAAUUUGGUCGUGAUUGAGAAUUAUGUGCCAGCUGCGCCAUGCCCGCAUUUGAGAGAUCAUGACAAAUAAUAAAAGGAUGUGUUGCUUCAUGGGGGGCAUCAUGAUUA
Setaria italica (foxtail millet) is the source of this 1839-nucleotide messenger RNA. Its product is annotated as 7-deoxyloganetin glucosyltransferase. Gene Ontology annotation, molecular function: UDP-glycosyltransferase activity. The transcript has 2 exons. NCBI's taxonomy places the organism in Eukaryota, Viridiplantae, Streptophyta, Magnoliopsida, Poales, Poaceae. Bases 134 to 1585 code for a protein of 483 amino acids. The record is from RefSeq and is a predicted model, not a curated record.